This is a messenger RNA of Aureobasidium namibiae CBS 147.97, 417 nucleotides long. RefSeq lists its product as uncharacterized. Lineage: Eukaryota; Fungi; Ascomycota; Dothideomycetes; Dothideales; Saccotheciaceae. The transcript has a single exon. The coding region runs from base 1 to 417 and encodes 138 amino acids. The record is from RefSeq and is a predicted model, not a curated record.
AUGGCUCGCCCAGACGCUGCUUCAUUUCUUGCGCCGGCCUUCAGCAUCGUUUCAUCCUCUGAAUAUUCUCCUCAUCAAUCUUUACUCGCACGCUCUGAAUCGUCAUCAAUCCUGGCUGUAAAUCGCAGCAGCAAUCUUAAUCCGUCGGGCCCCUCUGACAGGAUUCAGCAACCCGACCGACCAAAACGAAAGCACUCGCCAUCUUUCUCGUCCAGCAAGCAGGAUUCGCUGAGGAGACCACGUCCUCCGCCCUUGUCAUCGAAGUCUAGCAGUCUGAUCCCGACCGUCUUCAUCGAGCCUGCUCCUGCCGACCCUUGGUCAACGAGAUCAUUGACCAUGUCUUCACCUGCGUCCAACACCCAUCCUCAACAGUCCCCCGCUGCGGAUUUGUUGCGUCAGGCAAUGAUGCAAAAGUAA